Conger conger (European conger) is the source of this 2694-nucleotide messenger RNA. RefSeq names its product potassium/sodium hyperpolarization-activated cyclic nucleotide-gated channel 1 (gene hcn1). Gene Ontology annotation, cellular component: membrane. Gene Ontology annotation, biological process: potassium ion transport; transmembrane transport. The record is from RefSeq and is a predicted model, not a curated record. Gene Ontology annotation, molecular function: voltage-gated potassium channel activity. Lineage: Eukaryota; Metazoa; Chordata; Actinopteri; Anguilliformes; Congridae. The coding region runs from base 1 to 2694 and encodes 897 amino acids. The transcript is spliced from 8 exons.
AUGGAAGAUAAAUCAAAUUCAUUCUCCAGCAACAAAGAUGAAAAAACGGAUGGGAAUAAUGUAUUCCAGAGGCAAGACUCGAUACAGAAGAAUAGCAUGGGAAGCCAGAAAGAGCACAGCAACUCUGUUGGCUUCAAGGCUGACCGGGAAGAAGCUAUGGUUGGUUUCGACGAUCUAGAUGGGGCAUCACGGCACGGCUUUAUGCAGCGGCAAUUCGGGGCAAUGAUGCAGCCCGGUGUCAAUAAGUUCUCCCUGCGAAUGUUCGGCAGUCAGAAAGCAGUGGAAAAAGAACAAGAAAGGGUUCAAACGGCAGGAUACUGGAUCAUUCACCCAUAUAGCGAUUUUAGGUUUUACUGGGACUUGAUAAUGCUCAUCAUGAUGAUGGGAAAUCUAAUCAUCAUUCCUGUGGGAAUAACUUUCUUUUCGGAGCAAACCACCACCACCUGGCUAGUGUUCAACGUGGCCUCGGACACCAUCUUCCUGGUGGACCUGGUCAUGAACUUCAGGACAGGGAUUGUCAACGAAGAGAGCUCGGAGAUCAUCCUGGACCCGAAGGUGAUCAAGAUGAACUACCUGAAGAGCUGGUUUGUGGUCGACUUCCUCUCGUCCAUACCAGUGGAUUAUAUCUUUCUAAUAGUGGAGAAAGGGUUUGACUCAGAGGUGUACAAGACCGCCCGAGCCCUUCGCAUUGUGAGGUUUACUAAAAUCCUCAGUCUCCUGCGUCUCUUGAGGCUCUCGCGACUAAUCAGGUACAUUCACCAGUGGGAAGAGAUUUUCCAUAUGACGUACGACCUGGCCAGUGCUGUGGUAAGAAUAUUUAAUCUCAUUGGAAUGAUGCUUCUGCUCUGCCACUGGGACGGUUGUCUCCAGUUCCUGGUGCCACUCCUUCAAGACUUUCCUCCAGAUUGCUGGGUGUCGCUAAACGGUAUGGUUAACGACUCCUGGGGAAAGCAGUACUCCUACGCCCUCUUCAAAGCCAUGAGCCACAUGCUGUGCAUCGGGUACGGGGCUCGCGCCCCGGUCAGCAUGUCCGACCUGUGGAUCACCAUGCUGAGCAUGAUCGUGGGCGCCACCUGCUACGCCAUGUUCGUCGGCCACGCCACCGCGCUCAUCCAGUCGCUGGACUCCUCGCGGAGGCAGUACCAGGAGAAGUACAAGCAAGUGGAGCAAUAUAUGUCCUUUCAUAAGCUACCAGCAGACAUGCGACAGAAGAUACAUGAUUACUAUGAGCACCGCUACCAGGGCAAGAUAUUCGACGAAGACAACAUCCUGAGUGAGCUGAACGACCCACUGAAGGAGGAAAUUGUCAACUUUAACUGCCGGAAACUGGUGGCCACGAUGCCGCUGUUCGCUAACGCUGACCCCAACUUUGUGACCGGCAUGCUGAGCAAGCUGAAGUUUGAGGUGUUCCAGCCCAACGACUACAUCAUCCGCGAGGGGACAGUGGGGAAGAAGAUGUAUUUCAUUCAGCACGGCGUCGCCAGCGUCAUCACCAAGCUCAACAAGGAAAUGAAGCUGACUGAUGGAUCGUAUUUCGGAGAAAUCUGUCUGCUGACGAAGGGCCGCCGCACCGCCAGCGUCCGGGCCGACACCUACUGCCGCCUCUUCUCCCUGUCCGUCGACCACUUCAACGAGGUGCUGGAGGAGUACCCCAUGAUGCGGCGGGCCUUCGAGACCGUGGCCAUCGACCGGCUGGACCGCAUCGGGAAGAAGAACUCAUUACUGCUGCAGAAGUUCCAGAAGGACCUGAACGCCGGGGUGUUCAACACGCAGGAAAACGAGAUAUUGAAGCAGAUUAUCCGCCAGGACCGGGAGAUGGUGAUGAUGGUGGACCGCAAGCAGUCGCUGGCCGGGAUGAACUCCACCCCGAUCUCUGGAAACUCCAUCAUUAACUCCCCCGCCCAGCCGCCCUACGCCACCGCCCUCAGCAACCCCCAGCUCCAGCAGUCCGGCCCCAUGACCUACGGCUCCCAGGCGCCCCGCGUGCUCCCCGCCCAGGCCGCCUUCCCCGCCUCCGGCGUGCCCCACGGCUCCUCCUCGGGCCCCGGCCCUCAGCAGCAGGGCGCCAUCAUGUCGCCCUGCUCCUUCACCGCGGCCGUGUGCAGCCCGCCUGUGCAGACCCCACUGUCCGGCCGCACGUUCCAGUACGGGUCCCGCACCGCAUCGCAGCUGUCCCUCGCCCAGCAGCCCCUGGCCCCGGCCCCGGCCCCGGGGCCCGCGCAGUCCCCCGCCCAGCCCUCGGCCCCGCCCCACCCCGGCUCCCCCCAGAGGAGCGACAUCCACAAGAGCACCCAGGCCCUGCACUCGGGCAGCCUGAGUCGAGACGUGAGGCACCUGUCCGCCUCGCAGCCCUCCCUGCCCCACGAGGCCUCGCUGGCGUCCCGGCCGCACCCGACCUCCGGCGAGUCCCUGGCCUCCAUCCCCCCGCACCAGACCUCCGGCGAGUCCCUGGCCUCCCUCCCCCCGCAGCCGGCCGCGGCGCCGGGCCCGGGGGCCCAGCAGGGCGGGGUGCGGGGCGGCGUGCCCCAGCGGGUCAGCCUGUUCCGCCAGAUGUCGUCCGGAGCCCUGCCGCCCGUGCGCGCGGCGCCCCCUACAGGCCAGCACAGGGAUUCCACCGGCUCCCGACGGGAGUCCGCAGUCUUAAGCAGUACAGAGACCGAGCAAGACAAGAUGCGCUUCGCGUCGAAUUUAUGA